AUGGUGGCUGCUACGCUAGAUAACAGACCUCGCGAAGAGCGUGACUUCAAGGAUUUCUAUAAUGAUCUCGAGGAAUCGUCACGUGUUCCGGUGUUUUUCACAGGGUCUUGUCAAAACAUAAAUACAGGGCCAAAGCGAAAUCUGGUAUCAUUUGACGUCCCCGAAACAAAAAAACCGAAACCAAAAGGUGUAGUGAAGUGUGCUAGACCGCUUGACGGGAAACCAGUGCGGAUUUCAAAGACUUUGGCCUCUUUUGGGUAUAAGGGAAAAUCUACGAUACCAAAUCUGCUGCGUGAGACAUACACAAGAAGAGAUGGCACGAAAAGAUCGAGUAAAACUGUAUGUUAUGAUAUGGAUGAACAGGACGCGGCCUGGCUUGAAUGGCUAAACGAAAGAUUGACCGCUGCUGUUAUUCUGGAAGAGGCUUUCGAAAUUGCAAUUAGUACACUAGAAUCCCUGUGGGCAGCGCUAGAGGCUCGAAUGGAGCACAUUGCGCCCUCAGGCUUACAAGAUAGUAGCGUUUUGACGUUAGAUGCUGAUUAUUCUAGAUAUGGAAGUGACGACGGCACUGGGGGCGCCGGUUCUCUUACAGAACAACGGUGCGCUGUGUGUAAUGAUCUGGAGUGCGAGAAUACCAAUGCUAUUGUCUUUUGCGAUGGAUGCAACAUCGCCGUGCAUCAGGAAUGUUACGGAAUUGCUUUUAUUCCAGAAGGUCACUGGUAUUGCCGAAGGUGUAUGGUUAGUAAAGGCACUCCCGUCAGCUGCACUUUUUGUCCAAGCAAGACCGGGGCGUUCAAACAGCUCGACAAUGGGCUCUGGAGUCAUGUUGUCUGUGCUCUUUGGAUCAACGAGGUUUACUUUGCCAAUCCUAUCUAUAUGGAGCCCAUUGAGGGUGUGGACAAUAUCCCUAAAAAUCGAUGGAAGCUUAUUUGCUACAUCUGCAAGCAACGCGCGGGCGCUUGCAUUCAGUGCAGCAACCGGAACUGCUUCCUGGCCUACCAUGUCACUUGUGCAAAAAGAGCGGGCUCUUACAUGGCUAUGGAAAAAGGUGUUCUGGGAGCAGUUGCUUCAAAAGCGACACUAAAAUCAUUCUGCGAUAAGCACGGACCUAGUGAGUGGAAUAGGGAACAAGUCCUGUUAGGGAUUGCUCAAACGAGACGUUUCUAUAGAGACUGUCAAUUACUUGUUCAGCAAAACGACCGUCUUACGUUCCGUCGCCAACAACAGAAUAGACAAAAUGCAUUCAAGUGGAAAACGGAGGCUGGAACUCCCAUAGCUCCACAAAAAUUCAUCGACGACUUAGAGCUGGUAAUGCUUCAGCUCAAUUGCAAAGUCGACUCAAACCAUCGUCGUGCUUUACGAGGCCAACCAAGAGAAUCUGAUACAAACCUGCCUCCAGAGAAAGGUGUCAGAUAUGCAUGUGCUGCGCUCUGUAGGUAUUGGUGCCUAAAAAGGGAGUCCAAGCGCGGAGCGCCAUUGGUUCGGUUUGGGGCGCUCAAUCAGGAAUUCGCACCUGCAGAGGAUACAUCUCAUACAAGUCAAAAAGAAGCUGGCGAGCAGCAAAAGCUGCAGAAUUCUCUCUUUGGAAACUUAUUGCAGGAUGACUUGAAGCAAUUGAUAUCAAUGUGCCAGCUAGCAAAAGACCGCCAGUUUCUUCUACGCGAGCAAUCAGAGACGACAUUUGACAUGGCCGAUACAUGUUACUUCCCCAUUUCAACGGUGGCACUCAAUUUACUCAAAAGCAUUCAAAUUGAGUCUUUCUUGUCAAAACUUCUGCAAUCAAUUCUUAAUGGAGUAAGCGCCACUGAAUUUAAGCUGGACGCAGGAAGUGAGCAGAUUACAGUAAAUCCAAAAGAUCUGGAAAAUUCGCAGGACAUUGAGAUAGCGCGAACUGCAUCGGCGGCAAUUCGCUUAUUACUCCAAGAUUUGGGUCUGCACCGAUUGCAGUCGUGCAAGGAAAUAAAUGAGACAAUGGAAUCUGCUGUUUCCAGUGUAGCGAACGCAAAAAGCACUCCAAAAUCGAUUAGGCGCGCUGCAUCGUCCAUCUUGGAGAAAUGGUCGGCUCAUAUUCUACCUGAGCUCAAGAGAGUGGAAGCCUCAUCCAAAGCGGUGCCCUGCGUCGAGAACCGAGGCUUGAAUUUUGAGCUCAAGAGUUUUACAGGAUUCCAGAAUCUUGCAACAGAAGAUCUCAGUGAAAUUGAGUAUGAUCCAUUCACGGACCCGAAAACCGAACGAGCCUUCCGAGAAUUUCUCUCCACAUAG
This is a messenger RNA of Australozyma saopauloensis, 2262 nucleotides long. RefSeq lists its product as uncharacterized. The transcript has a single exon. Bases 1 to 2262 code for a protein of 753 amino acids. Gene Ontology annotation, cellular component: MOZ/MORF histone acetyltransferase complex. The record is from RefSeq and is a predicted model, not a curated record. Gene Ontology annotation, biological process: regulation of transcription by RNA polymerase II. Lineage: Eukaryota; Fungi; Ascomycota; Pichiomycetes; Serinales; Metschnikowiaceae.